Molecule: messenger RNA, 2619 nt
Organism: Cavia porcellus (domestic guinea pig)
Lineage: Eukaryota; Metazoa; Chordata; Mammalia; Rodentia; Caviidae
Gene: Matn4
Product: matrilin 4
Exons: 12
Coding region: 490-2367 (625 amino acids)
Molecular function (GO): calcium ion binding
Source: RefSeq, a predicted model, not a curated record
AACCUCUUUUGCUGAUAGGAGUUACUGUCUGCCUCAUCCAUGGUACAGUAAAAAUGCCGCGAGAGCAGGGACUCUGUCUGUCCGUAUGCCCAGGGCCCAGCAGUGACCACAGAGCCCAGCACGUGGUAAGCCCCCAGUAAAUAGCUGAAUGAAUGAAUAAUGGACAAGGGAAUGUAUGAAGACAAGAGAACCCCAAGGAGCUUCUGCCAAAGACCAAAGUAGGGGCUGGCGUUGGCUGAGGAACAGGUCCCCUGCCUGGUCAGCCAACAGCUCUCAGCUCUGAGGCCUCGGAAGAGGAGGGCAGAUGGAUACACGGGCUGAAGCUGUCUGGCAGUCCCCACCUAGGGCACGCUGCCCACCCCGUUACCUGGUCCAACUGCCCGGGAGGCUCUGCCCGUCUGCUCUGCUCUGCAGCCGCGCCUCCGACCUGUCCUGCAGGCUCAGGUUCCGACAUCUCCAGCCGAUUCCAUUCUCUGACCCUCAGACACCAUGACGGGCUUUCUGUGCUGGCCACUGGCUUUGUUGCUAUUCUUUCUCCAGCCCUGGGAAACCCAGCUCCAGUCUACAGGACCCAGGUGCCAUACCGGGCCCCUGGAUUUGGUUUUCGUGAUUGACAGCUCCCGCAGCGUGCGCCCCUUUGAGUUCGAGACGAUGCGGCAGUUCCUGGUGGGCCUCCUCCGCAGCCUGGACGUGGGGCGCAACGCCACGCGCGUUGGCGUGAUCCAGUAUUCGAGUCAAGUGCAGAGCGUCUUCCCGCUCAGAGCCUUCGCCCGCCGCGAGGACAUGGAGCGUGCCAUCCGCGACCUGGUCCCGCUAGCGCAGGGCACCAUGACCGGCCUGGCGAUCCAGUACGCCAUGAACGUGGCCUUCAGCGAGGCCGAGGGCGCGCGCCCGCCGGAGGAGCGCGUGCCCCGCGUCGCGGUCAUCGUCACGGACGGGCGGCCCCAAGACCGCGUGGCCGAGGUGGCCGCGCAAGCGCGCGCCCGCGGCAUUGAAAUUUACGCGGUCGGGGUGCAGCGGGCUGACGUGGGCUCCCUGCGCGCCAUGGCGUCACCCCCACUGGACGAGCACGUCUUCCUCGUGGAAUCCUUUGACCGUAUCCAGGACUUUGGCCUGCAGUUCCAGGGGCGACUCUGCGGGAAGGACCCGUGUGCGGAGUGGGGACAUGGCUGCCAGCACCAGUGUGUCAGUGCUCCGGGAACAUUCUACUGUGCCUGCAACUCUGGUUACACACUAGCAGCAGAUAAGAAGAGGUGUUUGGCCAUUGACCUAUGCGCUGGAGGGACCCAUGGCUGUGAGCACUACUGCAUCAAUUCCCCGGGCUCCUAUUUCUGUCGUUGCCGAGUUGGAUUUGUACUCCAGCAAGACCAGAGGAGCUGCAAGGUCUUUGACCAUUGUAGCUUUGGGAAUCACAGCUGUCAGCAUGAAUGUGUUAGCACCCUUGCAGGGCCCCAGUGCCACUGCUUGGCGGGCUAUGACCUGCUGCAGGAUGGGAAGAGUUGUCAGGUUAGGGACCUGUGCAAUGGUGUAGACCAUGGCUGUGAGUUCCAGUGUGUGAGCGAGGGCCUCUCCUACCGCUGCUUGUGCCCCGAGGGGCAGCAACUUCAGGCCGACGGCAAGACCUGCAAUGCAGGGUGCCGGGAAGGACACGUGGACCUCGUUCUGCUAGUGGACGGCUCCAAGAGUGUCCGCCCGCAGAACUUCGAGCUGGUGAAGCGCUUUGUAAAUCAGAUCGUGGACUUCCUGGAUGUGUCCCCCGAGGGCACGCGCAUCGGGCUGGUACAGUUCUCCAGCCGCGUGCGCACAGAGUUCCCCCUGGGCCGCUAUGGCACCGCGGCGGAGGUGAAGCAGGCAGUGCUGGCGGUGGAGUACAUGGAGCGCGGCACCAUGACGGGGCUGGCGCUGCGCCACAUGGUGGAGCACAGUUUCUCCGAGGCGCAGGGCGCACGGCCCCGUGUCCUCAAUGUGCCUCGAGUCGGCCUGGUUUUCACGGAUGGCCGUUCCCAGGAUGACAUCUCCGUGUGGGCGGCACGCGCUAAGGAGGAAGGGAUCGUCAUGUUCGCUGUGGGUGUGGGCAAGGCAGUGGAGGAGGAGCUGCGAGAGAUUGCCUCGGAGCCGGCUGAACUACACGUGUCCUACUCCCCGGACUUUAGCACCAUGACACACCUACUGGAGAACCUCAAAGGCAGCAUCUGUCCAGAGGAGGGCAUCGGCGCCGGGACAGAGCUUCGCAGCCCUUGCGAGUGUGAAAGCCUCGUCGAGUUCCAGGACCGCACGCUGGAGGCGCUGGAGAGCCUGACGCAGAACCUGGCCCAGGUGACCGCGCGCCUGGAGAACCUGGAGCACCAGCUGGCCAACCAGAAGUGAGGGCGCUCGUGGCCCGGACCCGGGCAGAGUCCCUGGGCUGGACUGUCGGGGAGGAGGCGCUGGCGGGCUCCCAGCGUGUGCUCGAGCUGGCCUUGCCUGGACCGGGAGCCGGACUUCAGGGACUAGGGGACGCGGGCGGCGUGCAGGGCCGGGCGACUGCUACACCCGCGCGCCCUCGCUGCGUGCUGCGCUCAGCUCUUUGUUGGAUUUCUUUUUGUUUUCUUUUUCUUAAAAAAACAAAACAAAACUGGU